This is a messenger RNA of Canariomyces notabilis, 408 nucleotides long. RefSeq lists its product as uncharacterized. The coding region runs from base 1 to 408 and encodes 135 amino acids. Gene Ontology annotation, molecular function: oxoglutarate dehydrogenase (succinyl-transferring) activity. The record is from RefSeq and is a predicted model, not a curated record. NCBI's taxonomy places the organism in Eukaryota, Fungi, Ascomycota, Sordariomycetes, Sordariales, Chaetomiaceae. Gene Ontology annotation, biological process: 2-oxoglutarate metabolic process. The transcript is spliced from 2 exons.
AUGUUUACCACUAGGGUUCUUCGUCAGGCUGCCCAGCACGCCGAGCGCACUCCUUCCAUCAAGUUCAUCGGCAAGCGGACCAUCCCUGCAUCGAUCGACCACUCUCCCCGGCCGCACCCUGCGUCGCCCAGCCACUCGCUCCCUUCAUCCUUCACCACCGGUUCCUCGCACACUUCAUUUAGCGCCUACCGCGACCAUGCCCAGCAACACGGUCCUCUCCGGAAGACAAUCAGGUCCGGCGAUGCGGCGGGCGUGGGCGGAGCGGCCGGAUCCGAGCUCGGCCCCGUCACCCCGCCCCAGGGCAUCUACUUUGACCGCAACGAGCUCCCGGCCCGCUUCCACCGCCAGCCCCUCACCCUAGCCGAGAUCGAGGUUAUUGAGACAGGGGGCGCCGCGGCCUUUGCAUGA